AUGCCUCCAGCAACCUACGCCAUCCUCGGCGCAACAGGCCAAACAGGCGGCUCAAUCCUCCAGGUCCUCGCCUCAGAGCGGCCCGACGUACCUGUCAACUGCCUGGUGCGAUCGAGGGCCAAGCUCGAGCGCAUGUACCCAGACAUCACGGCGCGGCAGCAACAGGCCUCCAAGCUACAGGUAUUCGAGGGCAACGUAUCAGAUAUUCCGCUCCUGACGGACUGCAUCCGCGGCACGAAGGCCGUAUUCCUGUGCGUGGCCAAACCGGACAACGAGCCGCACCUGCGCAUCGCGCGCGACCAGGCCGAGGCCGUCGUGGCGGCGCUGGACGCCCUGCGCACAGAACAGCAGCAGCAACAACAGCGGAUUUCGGGCGAGAAAGCCGACGGGACGGCGACGGAGACGAAGCUCCCCCUACUAGUGAUGCUCUCCUCAGCCGAGACGGACGAGGCACGCCUCUGCCGCGAGAUCCCCUGGGCGGUGCGGCGGGUGCUCUACACGGCUAACUGGUGGGUGUACACGGACCUGAUCGCGGCGGAGCGGUACCUGCGAGACCGCGCAGACUGGGUCGACGCCGUGUUCGUCAAGCCGGGCGGCAUCGCCAAGGAUGUCCGCCGCGGCCACGUGCUGAGCACCGAGACGUCGCAGACGUUUGUCAGCUUCCUGGACGUCGCGGGCGGCAUGGUGCAGUGCGCCGAGGAGGGCGCUGGGCAGUGGGCUGGCGAGAGCGUCAGCGUCUUGUCGCGCGGCAAUGCGAAGAUCGAGUGGUCCGCUCCUUACAUGCUGUUUAGAAACCUCCUAUGUAGCUUCAUCCCGUGGUUGCAUCCAUGGCUGUUUUGA
Molecule: messenger RNA, 840 nt
Organism: Diaporthe amygdali
Lineage: Eukaryota; Fungi; Ascomycota; Sordariomycetes; Diaporthales; Diaporthaceae
Product: flx ordb monooxygenase oxidase
Exons: 1
Coding region: 1-840 (279 amino acids)
Source: RefSeq, a predicted model, not a curated record